GGUUUUAAUGCGUCAGCUAUUCUUGGGAAUGACAUCAAGUACUUGGAAAACUUAACUUCAUUUUUGGAGCCAGUGAUCAAUAGUUCGGUCCGUAGUAGGUUUGUGAGGUGUUGGCACGCUAAAGAGAACGGCUGGGCGGCGUCUACGUUCCACGGCAACUGUUGUGACAAGGGACCCACUGUUACUAUCAUUCAAGUCGGCAGUUUCAUAUUUGGUGGAUACAGUGACGUAUCCUGGAAAAGCCCACCGGGUGAGUACAUGUACUAGGAAAACCAGGACUAUCGUUUGUUGUUUGUUUAUGACUCAAAACGUAGGAAAGACGUACCUCGGGCCCCCAUUAGGCCAUUUUCAUAAUGACGUCCAUUAACUAAAACUGUCAAAAUUUAUUUCAUUUCUUCUACCAAAAUUCAAAUCAAGUUAUCCCAGAACGUUUAAAUAAUAACAGCUUUAAUUUGCACAAGAAACAAAAUCUUAAAGACUUUGGUAGCGGGGCAGUGGCGGAUCCAGAACUUGCGAUAAGGGAGGGGCCCGGUCAUCCAGACCUUGAGAUAAGGGAGGGGCCCGGUCAUCCAGACCUUGAGAUAAGGGCGGGGCCCGGUCAUCCAGACCUUGAGAUAAGGGCGGGGCCCGGUCAUCCAGACCUUGAGAUAAGGGCGGGGCCCGGUCAUCCAGACCUUGAGAUAAGGGCGGGGCCCGGUCAUCCAGACCUUGAGAUAAGGGAGGGGCCCGGUCAUCCAGACCUUGAGAUAAGGGAGGGGCCCGGUCAUCCAGACCUUGAGAUAAGGGCGGGGCCCGGUCAUCCAGACCUUGAGAUAAGGGCGGGGCCCGGUCAUCCAGACCUUGAGAUAAGGGAGGGGCCCGGUCAUCCAGACCUUGAGAUAAGGGCGGGGCCCGGUCAUCCAGACCUUGAGAUAAGGGAGGGGCCCGGUCAUCCAGACCUUGAGAUAAGGGAGGGGCCCGGUCAUCCAGACCUUGAGAUAAGGGAGGGGCCCGGUCAUCCAGACCUUGAGAUAAGGGAGGGGCCCGGUCAUCCAGACCUUGAGAUAAGGGAGGGGCCCGGUCAUCCAGACCUUGAGAUAAGGGAGGGGCCCGGUCAUCCAGACCUUGAGAUAAGGGCGGGGCCCGGUCAUCCAGACCUUGAGAUAAGGGAGGGGCCCGGUCAUCCAGACCUUGAGAUAAGGGAGGGGCCCGGUCAUCCAGACCUUGAGAUAAGGGAGGGGCCCGGUCAUCCAGACCUUGAGAUAAGGGAAGGCCCGGUCUCAAAAAAAAAUUUUUCGGCCCCUCGGGCCUCGGUUUGGUCUAACAAUAAGUGGAGGGUCCGGGCCCCCCAGACCCCUCACCUGGAUCCGCAACUGCAAGGGGUUUACUAUUACAACCAUUGGCGGAUCUAGGGGGAGGGUUGGAGGGGCAGUCCGGUCCCCCAUCAAUAUAUCCGUCAGAUAGGAAAAAAUAAUUUGUUUUGAUGGUCCCGGCCCAAUUUUGCUGAGUUAUACGGUGUAGGAUACGACAGAAAAUUUGUACAAAACCAAUGACAUGUAGUUUCAUCCAUGAACAUUCAUGAGCGAAAAUUUUAUACAAAUAUAGCGGCAAUGCGCGGACUUUUUAGGGUUGUCCGUCUUGAUUACAUGACGAUUCCUAGAGGUUGAAUUUUUAUGUGUCCAGCCGGUUUCGCUUAGUAAGGUGAGUAAGAAUGUAAAAAGUUUUUGUUUAUCUCCUAGUUUGUAUGUAUGGAAAUUCAAGUAAAGCCUUCAUCUACUCACUGAACAAUGACAACGGUUCUGGACACGCUGUGUACAAUCCUGUUAAGCUGCAAGUCCGGUCAUAUAGGCACUCUUACGCUGUAUACUUGUGUGCUUCAACUGGACCAAUAUUUGGCAGACGCGACAUAUAUAUAUCAAACUACUCUGCAAGUAACCAGGAUUCUUACACUCGAUGUGGUCGAAGCUACCCCUUCCCCCUAGGGGAUUCUUUAUUCUCUUAUUAUCAUUAUCAUUAUCAUUAUUAUUAUCGGCACCGCUGCACAUUCUAUGCCGGAGAGUUUCGCUUCACCCCAACAAAUAUCGAAGUUUUUUACGAAACAACCACUUAA
This is a messenger RNA of Porites lobata, 2089 nucleotides long. The record is from the annotation of a GenBank genome assembly. NCBI's taxonomy places the organism in Eukaryota, Metazoa, Cnidaria, Anthozoa, Scleractinia, Poritidae.